Messenger RNA from Platichthys flesus (European flounder), 830 nucleotides. It is a transcript of the gene prok1, whose product is annotated as prokineticin 1. The transcript has 3 exons. The record is from RefSeq and is a predicted model, not a curated record. Bases 120 to 440 code for a protein of 106 amino acids. Lineage: Eukaryota; Metazoa; Chordata; Actinopteri; Pleuronectiformes; Pleuronectidae.
GGAGUUCUGGGAAGCUUCAUGACUGACUGGAGAGUGGUGGAUCCAGAGUGAGGUGGAGGAGAGUGUGUAACAGCAGCUGUUGUCCAGUGUUGCGAGAGCCCAGUUCUCCUGUUGCUGUCAUGGGCUUCACGGCGGUGCUUCUGUCCCUCCUCCUGGUGUCUCUGAGCUGGUCCAGAGGAGCCAUCAUCACAGGGGCCUGUGAAAGAGAUGUGCAGUGUGGGUUCGGUCUGUGCUGUGCCGUCAGUCUGUGGCUGAGAGGUCUGAGGAUAUGCGUCCCGAGAGGUGUGGAGGGGGACGAUUGCCAUCCCUUCAGCCACAAGGUGCCGUAUCCGGGGAAAAGGCAACACCACACCUGCCCCUGUCUCCCCCACCUGGUGUGCACCAGAUACGCUGAGAGCAAGUAUAGAUGUACUGACGACUUCAAAAACAUGGACUAUUAAUGAACGGCCAAACAUUCAGAUGAAGAGAGGCGCAGCAGAAAGAGCAUCUCAGAGUGAAGAUCUGAACAGGCCAAGGAUCAAAAACAUAUAUUUUAUCUUCACAGGCUGUUAUUCCUAAUUUGUGUACUCAUAUGCAUUUAAUAUAUAGUUUGUAUAUUCUAUCACUGCACACAACAAACACAGGAAAAGAGACGUCAAGGCAACUAACAAGAGCCACAGUCGAUUUAAGACAUGUUUUCCUCAAUGAAAACCUAGUACAUUGUUUGUAAACCUUAUAACAUUUGCUGUUUAAUGUUCAUGCUCAUCUUGUUUUCAUUUAUUAGAAGAGUAACGUAUAGAUAUAAUUGCCAAUAAAGGUACAAACACAACAUUGUCAUGUAACGUGGAGUA